AAGUUGGGUUCACAACGAAGGAAAAAAAAACCAAAAAGGAAAAUAAAAACAUGCAGAAGCUUAAACAUGGUAUUCUGUUCAUGUCGUUUUCCAGUUUUGACCCUCGAAAAUCACUUAAUUUCCACACUUAUGACACCAAAAACACGAUAAGCACUUGAGAGGGAGAGAGAGGGAGAGAGAGAGAGGGAGAGAGAGGAUUGCUGGGUUUUCUUUUUCUUGGUGUUUUUUUUUUCAUGGAGGCGAGCUUCGAAGUUGAAGCCGUGAUCGAGUUCUUGAGGGAAAAUGGCUUGAAAGAAGCCGUGAAAGCUCUAGAACAAGACGUGAUGGAGAAAAACGAAGAAGAAGAAAAGGUGUGUGCUUUUGAUUUCGAGAAGCUCUUGUUCCCGAUGCCGCCGCCGGUGAGGAUUACGGCGAUAAUCCGGCGAUCGGAGGAGGACGAGCGAGUGAAGUCCAGUGAUGUGUCGGGCUCCGAUGGCGAUGAAUUCGUCAGCUUGAGGUCUUCUUCUAGUGAUGUUUGCUCUUCGGACUUUGUGAAUCCAUAUGGACUUCAUUCUGCAUCUCAGGCUGAUUCCGAUACUUCCUCGGAUAGAUUAUCUCAGUUUAGGACGGCACGCGAGUAUCCGGAUUUCGAAAUGCAGAACGACUUGUUUUGGCAUGAGGACAAAGAUGAAGACCACUUCUUGACGCCCUGCUUCGCUGGGUCAGAUUUCUACAGUAUCCCAAGUCGGGAUAAGUUUGUCACAACGUCAGUGACAGAGAUGCAACGUGAUAAUAGACUGAUUUCAUAUGACAAAUCCGAUGGAUCUCGAACCGAAGAUGGCAUUGAUUACUUGGACAAGCCUUGCCUUUUUAAUAUGACCAGCACAAAUGGAGAAGACCAGGCUCGAAUUAUGGAUUAUUAUCAUUUUGAUAAAUGUAAUGGGCUUGAAGGUGACAUUUCGACUGUAAUGAAGUUGAAGAUGGAGAACUCGGUGAACUUGAGGCUACUGCAAAUGAAGAGGGUGAUGCUACUGAUGAACUUCAAAUGUACUCUAAUGAGGAUGAAUACGAAGUAUUCGAUUAAUGUGACGGAAUACCUCGGUUCGGCUGCUUUUAGUAAGGUUGUUCGAGCGCAUGAUCUUCUCAUGGGGAUCGAUGUGUGCCUGAAGAUCGUUAAAAACGACAAAUAUUUUGUAGACCAGAGUUUGGAUGAAAUUAAGCUUCUAAAGCUUGUUAAUAAGCAUGAUCCCGGAGAUAAGCACCACAUUUUGCGUCUCUUCGAUUAUUUCUAUCACCGGGAGCACCUGUUCAUUGUCUGUGAACUGCUUCGAGCAAACUUGUAUGAAUUUCAAAAAUUCAAUCAAGAAUCGGGUGGAGAAGCUUAUUUUACACUCGGCAGGUUGCAGAUCAUAGCUCGUCAGUGUUUGGAGGCACUCGAUUACUUGCAUGAGUUGGGAAUUAUUCACCGCGAUCUGAAGCCGGAGAAUAUUCUUAUCAAAAGUUAUACGAAAUGUGAGAUAAAGAUUAUUGAUCUUGGAAGCAGUUGUUUCCGGACCGACAAUUCGUGUCUGUAUGUUCAAUCUCGCUCCUAUAGAGCCCCAGAAGUCAUCCUUGGCCUGCCAUAUGACCAGAAGGUUGACCUUUGGUCUCUCGGAUGUAUCCUUGCCGAGAUAUGUUCUGGGGAAGUGCUGUUCCCAAAUGAUGCAGUCGUGAUGAUCCUCACGCGGAUGGUUGGAAUGCUCGGUCCUUUCGAUACGGAGAUGUUGGAGAACGGGCAAGAGACAUACAAGUAUUUCACAAAAGAAUACGAUUUGUACCAUAUAAACGAGGAGACGGACCAACUCGAAUACAUCUUUUCCAAGGAGUCUUCGUUGGAGCAGCAUCUUCAAGUAUGUGAUGCGCCGGAGGAACGACGCUUUCUGUGA
Messenger RNA from Hibiscus syriacus, 1904 nucleotides. RefSeq names its product cyclin-dependent kinase 18-like. Gene Ontology annotation, cellular component: cytoplasm. Gene Ontology annotation, biological process: peptidyl-threonine phosphorylation; peptidyl-serine phosphorylation. The transcript is spliced from 7 exons. Lineage: Eukaryota; Viridiplantae; Streptophyta; Magnoliopsida; Malvales; Malvaceae. Gene Ontology annotation, molecular function: ATP binding; protein tyrosine kinase activity; protein serine/threonine kinase activity. The record is from RefSeq and is a predicted model, not a curated record. Bases 234 to 1904 code for a protein of 556 amino acids.